AGCCGCCAACCAAAUACCAAAUCUCUCAGCCAGAUGUAUACUCAGCACUUCCAGGAGAGCCACUUGAGUUGCGCUGUCAAUUGAGAGACGCCGUCAUGAUCAGUUGGACUAAGGAUGGGGUCCCUCUGGGGCCCGACAAUAGGACAGUGAUUAUUGGGGAGUACUUACAAAUUAAGGAUGCUACACCCAGAGAUUCGGGCCUCUAUGCUUGCACUGCUGUUAGGACCCUAGACAGUGAUACUCUGUACUUCAUUGUAAAUGUUACAGAUGCUCUUUCCUCUGGGGAUGAUGAAGAUGACAAUGAUGGGUCCGAGGACUUUGUGAAUGACAGCAACCAGAUGAGGGCACCCUAUUGGACACAUACGGACAAAAUGGAGAAAAGGCUUCACGCGGUGCCAGCGGCCAACACCGUCAAGUUUCGCUGCCCGGCGAUGGGAAACCCAACACCGACCAUGCGAUGGCUGAAAAAUGGUAAAGAGUUUAAACAAGAGCAUCGUAUUGGUGGAUAUAAGGUCCGCAACCAGCACUGGAGCCUCAUCAUGGAAAGCGUGGUCCCAUCUGACAAGGGAAAUUAUACGUGCAUAGUGGAAAACCAGUACGGAUCCAUCAACCACACGUACCAUCUCGACGUUGUUGAGCGAUCACCACACAGACCCAUUCUCCAAGCUGGCCUUCCAGCAAAUGCCUCUGCAGUCGUCGGAGGGGACGUCGAGUUUGUCUGCAAAGUCUACAGUGAUGCUCAACCUCAUAUUCAGUGGAUAAAACACGUAGAGAAGAAUGGCAGUAAAUAUGGACCAGACGGACUGCCGUAUCUUCAGGUUCUGAAGGCUGCCGGUGUUAACACCACGGACAAAGAAAUUGAGGUUCUCUAUAUACGGAAUGUAACUUUUGAGGAUGCUGGGGAGUAUACAUGCUUGGCGGGUAAUUCUAUUGGGAUAUCCUUUCACACUGCAUGGUUGACAGUUCUGCCAGCUCCUGAAAAAGAAAAAGAAUAUCCGACAUCCCCAGACUACCUGGAAAUAGCAAUUUACUGCAUAGGGGUCUUCUUAAUUGCCUGCAUGGUGCUGACAGUCAUCCUGUGUCGCAUGAAGAACACCACCAAGAAGCCUGAUUUCAGCAGCCAGCCCGCUGUCCAUAAGCUGACAAAGCGAAUCCCUCUGCGCAGACAGGUGUCAGCCGACUCGAGCUCCUCCAUGAAUUCCAACACGCCUCUGGUGAGGAUAACCACUCGCCUCUCCUCUACUGCUGAUGCCCCCAUGCUGGCAGGAGUCUCGGAAUACGAAUUGCCAGAAGACCCAAAGUGGGAGUUUCCAAGAGAUAAGCUGACGCUGGGUAAACCCCUGGGAGAAGGUUGCUUUGGGCAAGUCGUCAUGGCCGAAGCGGUGGGGAUUGACAAAGACAGGCCUAAAGAAGCAGUGACUGUGGCAGUCAAGAUGUUGAAAGAUGAUGCUACAGAAAAAGAUCUGUCUGACCUGGUGUCAGAGAUGGAGAUGAUGAAGAUGAUUGGGAAGCACAAAAACAUCAUCAAUCUCCUUGGAGCCUGUACCCAGGAUGGUCCAUUGUAUGUGAUAGUAGAAUAUGCUUCCAAAGGAAACCUGCGUGAGUACCUGCGAGCACGCCGCCCCCCGGGGAUGGAGUAUUCGUUUGAUAUUAACAGGGUACCAGAAGAGCAGAUGACAUUCAAGGACUUAGUGUCAUGCACCUACCAGUUGGCAAGAGGCAUGGAGUACCUGGCCUCACAAAAAUGUAUCCAUCGAGACUUGGCUGCAAGAAAUGUUUUGGUAACUGAAAAUAAUGUCAUGAAAAUAGCAGACUUCGGUUUAGCCAGAGACAUCAACAAUAUUGAUUAUUAUAAAAAGACUACUAAUGGACGGCUUCCAGUAAAGUGGAUGGCUCCAGAAGCUCUGUUUGACAGAGUUUACACGCAUCAAAGCGAUGUGUGA
Molecule: messenger RNA, 1943 nt
Organism: Nestor notabilis (Kea)
Lineage: Eukaryota; Metazoa; Chordata; Aves; Psittaciformes; Psittacidae
Gene: FGFR2
Product: fibroblast growth factor receptor 2
Exons: 13
Biological process (GO): multicellular organism development; positive regulation of cell population proliferation; fibroblast growth factor receptor signaling pathway
Cellular component (GO): signaling receptor complex; membrane
Molecular function (GO): fibroblast growth factor receptor activity; fibroblast growth factor binding; ATP binding
Source: RefSeq, a predicted model, not a curated record